UGGGAACGCGCUGAAAGAGAAGACGACGAAGAAGAAGCGUGCCACACGUGUUCCAAAAUGUCGAACUCCACUGUUUUGGUUGUUUAGUUAAUUUUGUACGAAGCGAUUCAAACUAUUAAAUAGUUUUACGUUGAUACAAGGAGGCAGCUCGAGCUGUAAGUAGCCGGAUAUCAGAGGACACCAUGGCGCAGAGAAAGAAGAGAUUGUGGAAGAAGAAGAAGCACACUGGGAGCAGAGAAGCAGAUGUGGACUCGGAUGGGGGAGAUUUUGAGUUGGCUGCUGAAAUUAAAGACGACGUUGUGUUUGGUAAAAAGCUGCCUCGCUUCCCCACGUCGUCUGAUUGCAUAUCAGAUGUAGAACCGGACACCAGAGAGAUGGUGCGUGCCCAGAACAAGAAAAAGAAAAAGUCUGGAGGAUUUCAGUCCAUGGGCCUCAGCUACCCUGUCUACAAAGGGGUCAUGAAGAAGGGCUACAAAGUUCCGACCCCUAUCCAAAGAAAAACGAUUCCCGUCAUCCUGGAUGGUAAAGAUAUGGUCGCCAUGGCGCGGACAGGAAGCGGGAAAACGGCUGCGUUCUUGGUGCCCAUGUUCGAGAGGCUGAAAGGACCUCAAGCUCAGACAGGAGCCAGAGCUCUGAUCAUCACACCUACAAGAGAGUUGGCACUACAGACCAUGAAGUUCACUAGAGAGCUGGGCAGGUUUACUGGGCUGAAAACGGCCCUAAUCCUUGGAGGCGACAGCAUGGACGAUCAGUUUGCUGCUCUACAUGAAAAUCCUGACAUCAUCAUCGGUACUCCUGGGCGUCUGAUGCACAUCGUCAUGGAAAUGAACCUCAAACUGCAGAAUGUGGAGUAUGUGGUGUUUGACGAGGCAGAUCGAUUGUUUGAAAUGGGUUUUACCGAGCAACUGCAGGAGAUCAUCAGACGUCUCCCUGAGACCCGGCAGAGCCUGUUGUUCUCCGCUACGCUGCCAAAACUGCUUGUGGAAUUUGCCAGAGCUGGAUUAACAGACCCAGUCUUGGUGCGUCUCGAUGUCGACAGUAAGCUCAGCGAUCAGUUAAAGCUGUCAUUUUUUUCCUUGCGCCUGGACGAGAAGCCCGCGCUGCUGCUGUAUCUUCUGCGGAACGUCGUGAAACCUCAGGAGCAGACAGUCGUGUUUGCGGCUACCAAACACCACGUGGAAUACCUCAACCAGCUUCUGACUUCACAAGGAAUCGGGUGCGCGUACAUAUACAGCGCUUUGGACCAGACGGCCAGGAAGAUCAACAUUGGCCGCUUUGUCCACCGCAAAGCAAUGGUUCUGCUGGUGACGGACGUCGCAGCUCGCGGUAUCGACAUCCCGCUCUUGGACAACGUCAUCAAUUAUAACUUCCCUUCUAAGGGCAAGCUCUUUCUGCACAGAGUCGGUCGUGUAGCACGUGCUGGCAGGAGCGGUCGAGCCUUCAGUCUGGUGUGCCCAGAUGAAGUGCCCUUUGUUUAUGAUCUUCACCUCUUCCUUGGAAGACCUUUGCACCUUGCAGCCAUUGACCACACUCAGGAUGUUGACGGAGUGCUGGGUCGCGUUCCACAGAGCAUCUUGGAUGACGAGGACGCGCAGGUCCUCGCAGCCCACGAGAACUCUUUAGACCUCGAGAACCUCAAACGGAUCUCGGAGAACGCUUACAAGCAAUACCUGAAGUCCCGACCCAACCCUUCUCCAGAAUCUAUCAAGCGGGUGAAGAACUCUGAUCUGUCGUCCAUUGCUGUUCACCCAAUACUAGGGUCAGGACUUGAGAAGAUGGAGUUGGAAAGACUUCAAAUGGUUGAUUCAAUCAAGGCUUACAGAUCAAAAUCGACCAUAUUUGAAAUCAACUCCAACAACAAAACCAGUGCUAGCGAGGUAAUGAGGACGAAGCGAUCCCGGGACAGCCAUCUGGUGGACAAAUUCCAGAGGACACGAGAAGAGAUUCAGCAGAACCAUUCAGCUAUUCAGAACUUGACCCCAACACAACCGCAACACGGAGAGGAAGUGGGGGAUGACGAAGACGACGACCUCCAGGGUGUGUUCUCGGAAGUGGUCGGAGGAAAGAAAAGGAAACGGGACGGCAACGUGGACUGGGCUAAGAACAAAAAGAACCGGCAGUCAGGUCGAGACGAGGAGUUUUACAUCCCGUACAGACCCAAAGACUUUGAAUCAGAACGAGGACUCAGUCUUGCCACCCAAGGCAGCUCAUUUGAUCACCAGGCCUCCUCGGCUGUCCUGGAUCUAAUGGGAGAUGAUAACAGUACGCUGGACCAGCAUCAGAAAAUGAUGAGAUGGGAUCGCAAGAGGAAGCGCUUUGUCCAUGAUACGGGUAAAGAUGACAAAAAGAACAAAAUAAAAACGGAAAGCGGGCAAGUGGUCAGUGUCAAGAAGUCAAAGAAGAACUUUUAUGAGGAAUGGAAGAAGAAGUACAAGGUGGAAGAUGCAGAUGAUUCAGACGGAGAAAAUGGAGGAGGAAAGGGGCUUAAAUUUGGAGGUCGCAGUGGCCGAAAGGGAGCGGGACCUCAGCCUCUUAACAAGAACGGCUUACGGGUUCGUUCGGAGCUGAAGAGCAGGGAACAGAUCCUGAAAAAUCGCAAGGAUCGCUCCAAGCAGCAGUUCCUGCAAAGUGGCGGCUUGAAGAAGCUGCGUGGCCGAGGCAAGCAGCGACUUAACGACGUCAUGAAGUCUGGCUUCGGGCGCGGGCGCUUUAAGAAAGGCAAAAUGAAGAAAAGACUUUGAGCUUGAGGGGUCAAGGCUUAAGGCAGAAACCCAUAGCUGUCAACUUGCCAACAGAUUUGACAAGGACUCAAAAAAAAAAAAAAAUUGCGACUUAUUUUAGUGGAUAAAGUAGUUUGAAUCCGUCAUUGUUUUUUGGGGGGCAAAUGGGUACUGGGAGAGCUAUUCAGAGCAAGGCCAUUUGAGCAUUUUUGAAAACUAUAACUAUAUUAUAACAGUGUGAAAUUUGUUAUAUAUACAUGUGCAUUUUAAAAUCUGCAUUCAAUACAGAUCCUAUUAACAACAA
Silurus meridionalis is the source of this 3024-nucleotide messenger RNA. It is a transcript of the gene ddx54, whose product is annotated as DEAD (Asp-Glu-Ala-Asp) box polypeptide 54. Lineage: Eukaryota; Metazoa; Chordata; Actinopteri; Siluriformes; Siluridae. Gene Ontology annotation, molecular function: RNA helicase activity; RNA binding; ATP binding. The record is from RefSeq and is a predicted model, not a curated record. The transcript has 20 exons. Gene Ontology annotation, cellular component: nucleus. The coding region runs from base 183 to 2741 and encodes 852 amino acids.